Messenger RNA from Pseudozyma hubeiensis SY62, 3111 nucleotides. RefSeq lists its product as hypothetical. Gene Ontology annotation, biological process: mRNA 3'-end processing by stem-loop binding and cleavage. The record is from RefSeq and is a predicted model, not a curated record. Gene Ontology annotation, molecular function: RNA binding. Lineage: Eukaryota; Fungi; Basidiomycota; Ustilaginomycetes; Ustilaginales; Ustilaginaceae. Gene Ontology annotation, cellular component: mRNA cleavage and polyadenylation specificity factor complex. The transcript has a single exon. The coding region runs from base 1 to 3111 and encodes 1036 amino acids.
AUGAUCACAUUCAUCCCGCUUUCGGUACCUUACGCUGCUACUGCUGCUCCAGCGGCAGCAGCGGAAGGGUCCCGAAAACGAGUGCGAACCAAGCUCGAAUCCGAUGCGACGACCGACAACGAGCAAGAGCACCCACGCGCUCUCGCCUAUUUGUUGCAGAUGGACGAUGUGCGUGUCCUCAUCGACUGCGGAUCUACCGAAGACUUCCUCUUUCAUGGUACGUCGGCUCAACUCGAUGCUGACUCGGAUGCUGAUGCACCAUCAUCGCAGCAGCAGCAACAACAACAACCCGAAUCGUCAUCCAUGGCACAGCAGCGACAGACUUCGGAUCUCGAUCUCGCCCAACUCAAAGCAGCUCCACUCGAUACGCUGCUGCGACAACUCGCGCCUACGAUCAAUCUCGUGCUUCUGUCUCACUCUUCGCUCGAUCAUUUGGGUCUCUACGCCUACGCUCACGCCAAGCUGGGCUUGCGAUGCCAGGUCUACGCUACGAUGCCCGUUCAAAGCAUGGGCAAGCUCACCGUGCUUGAAGCCAUCCAGACAUGGAGGAGUGAGGUAGACAUCGAAAACGAAAGCAAGAACCCAUCCUCAUCGACACGCCGCUGUCUCGCUACAGUCGAUGAGGUCGAAGACGCAUUCGAAGAAAUCAAGACGGUCCGCUACAUGCAACCCACUCAUCUCGAGGGCAAAUGCGCCAGUCUGACGCUCACAGCCUACAACGCGGGCCACUCGCUCGGUGGUGCCGUGUGGAAGAUCCGCAGUCCCACCUCAGGCACCGUCGUCAUUGCGCUCGACUGGAAUCACAAUCGAGAACGUCACCUCGACGGCACCAUCCUGCUCUCUUCUUCUGCAGCUGCUCCCGGUGCACCUGGCACCGGAGGUAGCGCUUCCGACGCCGUACGACGCCCUGACCUCCUGAUCACCGAGAUCGAACGCGGUCUUGUCGUCAACACCCGCCGAAAAGAUCGAGAUGCAGCGCUCAUCGAUCUGGUACACACCACCAUCCAGGCGGGCAACUCGCUCCUCUUCCCCAUCGACGCCUCGGCACGUCUGCUCGAACUCAUGGUGUUGCUCGAUCAGCACUGGGCCUACGCCUACCCUCACGCCCGCUUUCCGCUGUGUCUCAUCAGUCGCACCGGCAAAGAAGUCAUCGAACGAUCGCGCACCUACAUGGAAUGGAUGACGCGCGAAUGGGCCACAAAGGCAAACGAAACCAUCGAAGCGGAGCAGGAUCAACAACAGAACAACAAACCACAACAACAGCGCAACGCCCGCGGCGGCAUCCGUGCAGCCGCUGCGUCUUCACCUCUCGACUUCAAGUACGUGAAAGUGUUCCCGACGCUGCAAGCGAUGGACGAAGCGAUACCGCAGGAUCAGGCCAAGGUCGUGCUCGCCGUGCCCCCGUCCAUGACCCACGGGCCUUCGCGCAAGCUGUUUGCGCGCUUCGCACAGAAUCCGAACGACGUUGUUGUGCUCAUCUCGCGCGGCGAACACGGCUCGCUCUGCCGUCAACUGUGGGAUGCAUGGAACACGAGCCAAUCGAAGGGGUUUUCGUGGUCGCAGGGUAAGCUUGGGCAAGCGGUGGUGCCGAGCAAAACGUCGCUCCGGUUCGAACUCAAGAGCAAAGUCCCGCUGGAAGGCGAGGAGCUUCGAGCGCAUCUGGAGGCAGAACAGGCGGAACGGGAUCGGCUGGCGCAGCAAAGGGCGCUGCUCGCUCGUUCGAGGAGAAGGCUGGAGGCGGACGAGGAUGAUUCUUCCGACUCUGAUUCGGACGGUGGCGAGGAGGGCGAGAACGAAGACGUCUACGACGUAGCUGGUGGUGCGGGCGAACCCGGUGGAGGAAUGAUCCGUAAACGCCCCUACGGUGUAGCGUUCACGGAAGCGACCAACACUGGCGGUGCUGGAGGUCAAGCCGGUGCAGGUGCCGACACCAACCAGCUCUCGUUCGACAUCUACCUCAAAGGCAACGCCAGCCGCGCCACCUCCUUCUUCGGCUCGAAAGCAGGCUCUGAAGGACCGUUCGGCCUCGGCGUCCGCUACCGCCUCUUCCCCGCCAUCGAACGCAAACGCCUCGUGGACGGCUUCGGCGAAGUCACCGACAUCGCACGCUGGCUCUCGCGCCGCCGCGCCGUCGAAGCCGCCGAAUCCGCCGCCGCCGACCCGCUUUCCGAAAACGCGACGCUCACCGCCGAAGCCAAACGCAAACAGCUCGCUGCCGAGGAGGAAGCGCGCCAAGCAGCCAUCCCGUCCAAGUACGUCACCGAACACGUUGCCAUCAAAGUCGCGUGCAAGGUGGCGUUCAUCGACAUGUCCGGCCUCAACGACGGCCGGGCGUUGAAGACGCUCGUCCCGCAGCUGCAUCCAAGGCGGCUGAUCAUGGUGAACGGCGACGCGAGGACGAAUGCGGACAUGUUGGGGGUGCUGGAGGCGAUCAAGUCGCUGACGCGCGACGUGUUUGCGGCAAGAUGGAUGCAGAGCGUCGAGAUUGGGCAGGUGACGAACGCGUACACGGUGCAGUUGGGAGAAGGUCUGUUGGCGGGACUGGAGUUGAGCAGGUUCGAAGAGUUUGAAGUGGCACAUGUGCGUGCGAUGGUGAAGAGGAUGGGUGAGGAUUCGACGCAAUCAGUUCCCGUGUUGGAGGUGGAAGAGGAUGUUUCCGCGCUGGCUUCUGCGGACGCCGAUGACGACGAAAAGGAACUCGCUAAACGCGCGAUCGCCUCUUCCCUCUCCACCAACGGCAUCGUCCGUUCCCUCCCCUCCUCCAUCCAAGCCUCUCGUCUCCUCCCCACCACCACCACCCCCGCCAUCCCCGGAACCCUCUUCAUCGGCGACCUCAAGCUCUCCACGCUCAAAGCGCUGCUCGGAACAUCGCAGUACCGACUUCCCGCCGACUUUGCCGGCGAGGGAAUGCUCGUCUGCGCUCCCAGCGCCGUGAUGGGUCCGGAGGCGGUGACCGUGUCGAAGCGCGGCAAGGGGAGGAUCGUGAUCGAGGGGAACGUCACGAGAAACUUUGGCAGCGUGAGGAGGGCUGUUUACGGGUUGCAUGCUAGGGUGGCUGGUGGGCAGACGGCGGGGACGGAGCAGGUGGAGAAGCAGGAUCGGGAGGGGUAG